AGAGUUGUCAUGUUGUCAAAAAAAUGUCAAAGUGGUUUGAAAGUUGAAAGCAACCAAAAGCAACAAUCAAACAAUAAUCGUCAUCGCAUCAAGAGUGUCUUGACUUGAAUCCAUAGUACCGGGACCGAAGAUACUCUCUUUCCAAUAGCACAACACGGUUAUUUUUCUAAUUUGUUGUUUUGAAUUUUAAUGUAAAAACGGCACCAACAAAAAAAUGAGAAUAACAAACGUAAGACGUGGAAGGAUUUUUCGCAUAGCAGGGAUUUGUGCGAUAUUACUAGUUUUGAUUUAUGCCUUGCAAAGUUGGUCUAGUGCAAACGUCGGCAUUGAUACAAGUGAAUUUAUCAACUCGGACGCUCAAAAAAGUUACUACAAAUUCCAUAGAAAUGUGUAUCCGGCACUAAACACUGAACUAGGUAACUUUGAGCCUAAGACUAGGAGAUCAGUGAGUGGUCCUGGGGAAGAAGGGAAGCCAUAUCACAUGUCUCAGGACAGGACAAAUGACAUCAGUGAGUCGGAGAGUGAAUAUGGAAUGAAUAUUGCUGCAUCAGAUGAUAUUGCCAUGAACAGAUCUAUUCCGGACACUCGGCUGGAGGAGUGUAAAUACUGGCACUAUCCCAAGGAUCUGCCGACCACAUCGGUCAUCAUCGUGUUCCACAACGAGGGUUUCUCCGUGCUGAUGAGAACUGUACACUCCGUCAUAGACCGCUCACCUCCUAAUAUACUACACGAAAUUGUAUUGGUCGAUGAUUAUUCAGAUAAAGAAAAUUUAAAAGACAAUCUCGACCAGUAUAUAAAACGAUGGAACGGUAAAGUGCGUUUGAUUCGAAACACACAGAGGGAGGGUUUGAUUCGAACUCGGUCUCGGGGGGCGCAGGAGGCGACCGGUGACGUCAUAGUUUUCUUAGACGCUCACUGCGAGGUCAACGUAAACUGGUUACCGCCUCUACUAGCUCCUAUAUACAGAGACUAUAGGAUCAUGACCGUACCAGUUAUAGACGGAAUCGAUCACAGGACUUUCGAAUACCGACCGGUAUACCAACAUGGUACAAAUUACAGAGGCAUAUUCGAAUGGGGAAUGCUCUACAAAGAGAACGAAGUCCCCGAAAGGGAAUCGAAUCUCCACAAACAUAAAUCGGAACCGUACAAGAGUCCGACACACGCGGGUGGAUUGUUCGCCAUCAAUAGAAGAUAUUUCCUUGAAAUUGGAGCAUAUGAUCCUGGUCUAUUAGUAUGGGGUGGUGAGAACUUUGAGUUGAGUUUUAAAAUUUGGCAAUGUGGCGGCAGUAUCGAAUGGGUGCCUUGUUCUCGAGUGGGACACGUGUACAGAGCGUUUAUGCCGUACUCAUUCGGAAGCCUCGCGAAGAAUCGUAAAGGUUCUCUCAUCACAAUAAACUACAAGAGAGUAAUAGAAACAUGGUUUGACGAGGAACAUAAAGAGUACUUCUACACUAGAGAACCUAUGGCUAGGUUUUUGGAUAUGGGCGAUAUUAGUGACCAACUAGCGUUAAAAGAGAGAUUGAAAUGCAAAAGUUUCAGCUGGUUCAUGGAGAAUGUGGCCUACGAUGUGUACGAUAAGUUCCCGAAGCUGCCCAAGAAUGUGCACUGGGGAAUGGUGAAGAAUAAAGCUGCUGGUGUCUGUCUCGAUACUAUGGGGAAAGCGGCCCCUGCUUAUAUAGGUACAUCGACAUGCCACGGUGCGGGCAACAACCAGCUGUUCCGACUGAACGAGGCGGGACAGCUGGGUGUGGGGGAGCGCUGUGUCGAGGCCGACAGUGACAGCCUCAAGCAGGCCAUCUGCAGGCUCGGCACCGUCGACGGACCCUGGAGCUAUGAUGAAGCACACAACCAGUUGGUACACCGGCUGCACAGCCACUGUCUGACGCUGCAGCCUCAGUCUCGCGCACUGGGCCUGGCGCCCUGCGACCCUCACAACACCUUCCAGCAGUGGACCAUCGCACACAAGAAGCCCAACUGGUGAGUCACCACUACGGGGUCUAUACCCCCCUACGUCUGCUAAGCCCCCCAUCACCUUUUAUAUGGAAUAUUUGAAUUUUGUAACGAAUUUAUUUUACUACUGUU
Messenger RNA from Papilio machaon (common yellow swallowtail), 2082 nucleotides. RefSeq names its product N-acetylgalactosaminyltransferase 7 (gene Pgant7). The record is from RefSeq and is a predicted model, not a curated record. Gene Ontology annotation, cellular component: Golgi apparatus. Bases 215 to 1981 code for a protein of 588 amino acids. The transcript has 6 exons. NCBI's taxonomy places the organism in Eukaryota, Metazoa, Arthropoda, Insecta, Lepidoptera, Papilionidae.